AUGAAUUUUUAUCUAAAUAUAUUUGAAGAAAUAGAAACAAUACUAGAAAAAUGUAAUAAUGAAACUUAUUUAAAAAUUGUUAAAGUAAUAGAUUACAUUAUAAAAAAUUACACAAAUGCAGAUAUUGAAAUACAGAAAAAAAAUAUAUUUAAAAAGAAAAAAAAUAAAAAAAAUUCAAAUGAAAAUAAUAGUAUUAAAAAUUAUUUUAAAGUAUUAAAGAAAGAAUCUACUAAUAAUACUGAUGAUAAUUCAGAUUAUAAGAAUAAUUAUAAUAAUAUAAAUAAAAACAAUUAUAUUCCUAUUAUUAAUAUUUUCUUUUUCUUUGGAAACUUUAAUGUAAUAUUAAUUAUUUAUUAUGUUAUAUUUAAAUUGAGAUUAUUUAAUAAUAAUCUUUUCAUAAAUGACAACACAAACAAUGAGGAUUAUAUUAUUUAUAGAAAUAAAAAUAUAAUACACAUUAUGUGUUCAAGGUUAAAUGACCAUGACUUAAAUAGUAUAAAUGAGAUUAUAAAUGAAAUGCUAAUCACUAAAUUAAACUCAUUUAAAAUAUUCAUACUCGAAUCUUUUGAUAUACUAAAUAAACAAUACAGAAAAAUAUUUAUGAACAGAGUAAUAAAAAGUACAAAUUUAAUAUUUAUUCAUAGCUCCAUUUAUCUAAGCGAUAUUUUUUUAAAUAAUUGUUUAUAUAUUAGAAUCACAAAACCAAAUGUAAUAUUAUUUAACAACUAUAUAUUAUCUAUGAUAGAAAGUAAAUAUGAAAUAAAUGAUUUUAAUGAGAAAAGAGAAUAUUUGCUAAAUGUUUUAAAAAAUUGUAAUUUUGAUUUAACAUUAAUAUUAACUAUAAUUUAUUUAAUUCAACUUAAUAACUUUCCAGAUAUAAAUAAAAUUAUUAAAUUAAUUGUAAACACAAAUAUAAAAAAAUUAAUUAACACAAUUCAUAAAUGUGUCAUAUCUAACAACUGCUUAUUUUUAAUUAGAAAUAUUUUAUAUAAUAUACUAGAAACAUAUAACUUUGAUAUUCAUACAUUCCUAAGUGCUUUUUGUAAAAAUUUAACUUCUUUUCAUAAAAAUGAUGAUAAUUACAAAAAAGAAAUUUAUUCUUUAUUUUCAGAAUAUAGCCAUCUUUGUGCAUUACAUGAUAAUCAUAUUUUUUCAUUAGAAAAUUUGUGCUCAAAAAUUAUUUUGAUAGAAAAGAAAUAUACAAAUACAUUAAAUGAAAGUGAUAUUACUGAAGAAAAUGAUGAAUUAAAUAUAAACUUAAAUUUGAUAUAA
Molecule: messenger RNA, 1272 nt
Organism: Plasmodium relictum
Lineage: Eukaryota; Apicomplexa; Aconoidasida; Haemosporida; Plasmodiidae
Product: conserved Plasmodium protein, unknown function
Exons: 1
Coding region: 1-1272 (423 amino acids)
Source: RefSeq, a predicted model, not a curated record